Molecule: messenger RNA, 687 nt
Organism: Aspergillus oryzae RIB40
Lineage: Eukaryota; Fungi; Ascomycota; Eurotiomycetes; Eurotiales; Aspergillaceae
Exons: 1
Coding region: 1-687 (228 amino acids)
Source: RefSeq, a predicted model, not a curated record
AUGUUGUCCCCCCUUUUCUUUACAGCUGCGCUCGCAGCGCCAGCGGUCAACAAUUCCUCGUCUUCGGUUUGUGGCGCUGGUUCCUCGAUUGGCACAUACACCAUCAGUGCGAACGACACUAUUUACUCCAUCGCCACCACUCUCAACCGUGGGGUCUGCCCGCUGGCAAGGUACAAUCACUUAUCUGACCCCGAGCUUCUUUAUCCCGGCGAGGUUCUCUACAUCCCCCCUGAAGCUUGUAACACCAACGCUGCAGACACUUCCUGUCUCCUGAGUCUUCAAAAUUCGACCACCAAUGAUUGCAUCUUUGGCGGCCCCCACACCUACCGCACCUUUGAAGGUGAUACCCUCCGCAAAAUCGCUCUGGGCAAGUUCAACAUUACCCUCGAGGCCUUGAACAGCUCUGUUGGUCGCAUGGCGGGGGUCUCGUCACCCGACGAAACCAUUGAACCGAACACAUUCAUCAAGCUCCCGCAAUGUAAUCCUAGCUCGUGUGGAAUCCAGCCCCUAGAAUACGUUUGGGGUACGUACCAGGAUCUAGCGGAAGAGUACGGAACAACGCCGGGGCAGAUUUUUGCUUUGAAUCCGACUUUUAAUCAUAGUUCUACGGGACCGGGAGUUGGGGGAUGGAUUACGUUGCCAGUCAAUUGCGGGCUAGAUGGGGAGACAUAUACGGUUGUUUCUUAA